This is a messenger RNA of Psammomys obesus (fat sand rat), 1470 nucleotides long. RefSeq names its product 3-hydroxy-3-methylglutaryl-CoA lyase (gene Hmgcl). The transcript has 9 exons. Gene Ontology annotation, molecular function: hydroxymethylglutaryl-CoA lyase activity. Bases 39 to 1016 code for a protein of 325 amino acids. The record is from RefSeq and is a predicted model, not a curated record. Lineage: Eukaryota; Metazoa; Chordata; Mammalia; Rodentia; Muridae. Gene Ontology annotation, biological process: ketone body biosynthetic process; L-leucine catabolic process.
GGACCCAGCGAGGCGGACACUUGAGACUGCAGGCCAAGAUGGCGACAGUGAGACGGGUUUUCCCGCGGAGGCUAGCGGGCUUGGCGUCCCUCCGGGCUGCAAGCACCUCAUCCAUGGGUGCUUUCCCGAAGCAGGUGAAGAUCGUGGAAGUCGGUCCCCGAGACGGUUUGCAGAAUGAAAAGAAUAUCGUAUCUACCCCAGUGAAAAUCAAGCUGAUAGACAUGCUUUCCGAAGCAGGGCUUCCUGUUAUCGAGGCCACCAGCUUUGUCUCUCCCAAGUGGGUACCCCAGAUGGCUGACCACUCUGAAGUCUUGAAGGGCAUUCAGAAGUUCCCUGGCGUCAACUACCCAGUCCUGACUCCAAAUAUGAAAGGCUUUGAGGAAGCGGUAGCUGCGGGUGCCAAGGAAGUCAGCAUCUUUGGGGCUGUAUCCGAGCUCUUCACCCGGAAGAAUGUGAACUGCUCUAUAGAGGAGAGUUUCCAGCGCUUUGAAGGAGUCAUGCAGGCCGCACGGGCAGCCAGCAUCCCUGUGAGAGGGUAUGUCUCCUGUGCCCUCGGAUGCCCCUACGAGGGGAAGAUCUCCCCGGCUAAAGUAGCUGAGGUUGCCAAAAAGUUGUACUCAAUGGGCUGCUAUGAGAUCUCCCUUGGGGACACCAUUGGUGUAGGCACCCCAGGACUCAUGAAAGACAUGCUGACUGCUGUCCUGCAUGAGGUGCCUAUGACGGCACUGGCUGUCCACUGCCAUGAUACCUACGGUCAAGCUCUGGCCAACACCUUGGUGGCCCUGCAGAUGGGAGUGAGCGUGGUGGAUGCCUCUGUGGCGGGCCUUGGAGGCUGUCCCUAUGCACAGGGGGCAUCGGGGAACUUGGCUACCGAGGACCUGGUCUACAUGCUGACUGGCUUAGGGAUCCACACGGGUGUGAACCUCCAGAAGCUGCUUGAAGCUGGGGACUUCAUCUGUCAAGCCCUGAACAGAAAAACCAGCUCCAAAGUGGCACAGGCCACCUGCAAACUCUGAGCCCCUCACUCCCUGAAGACCUGGGACUGUGGGAGAUGGGUGUAUGUGCACAAUGAUUCCUACAUGGGGGAAAUGAAAUGAGGGCAAAUGAGCAGGCAACAGGUCCUUCUCCCAGACAGAAAGGGCUACCGCUGCCAGGCCUGGGACUGCCCUGGAGCCUGGAAGUCCCCUUUCACUGUGGACCAGCUCCCCAGAGCUGAGUGCUUGCUUGGGAUGGCCCUGGGUCUCCUGGGAGAGUAUGCUAGGCAACAGAGCUGAUGUCCAUCCUGCCAUGACCGAGGGUCCUGUGAGAGGGAGUGUCCCCUACCCCCAAGCCAGCACAGCAUUUGCUGAAAUGGUGGGGUUGAUCUGUUGCAGGGGCCAUCUGGCAACUCCAGUAUCUCUGGAAAAUCAUUCUGUAUAUGAUUUUUGAAAACAGCUUAUGUAAUUAAAGAUCUAAUUUUCUAAUAUCCAA